ACGCAAUGUAGUGGAGGAGCUUCCACCUCACUGAUCGGCACACCUUGAAGGGUAAGGACCAAAGUGAAGUGGUAGGGAGUCAAUUGGGACUGGCUGUGUUUCACACAAUAAAGUGCAGAUUGCAAUAAAACAAAAGUAUCAGGAAAAGAGACAGAACGAAAAAGACAGUGUCUGUCAGCCAGACCUUUAUUUGUUUGGAAAUUAGCGUCUCUGCGACAGUGAAUUGACACUGUCAUUUUCUAACCCAGAUUCAGCCCAGGGAGGCAUACUGUAGCAAGGAAAGAUAAUGUGUCACAGAGGCUAUCUAACGCCAUUGUGAAAUCCUCCAUGUCAGGCGGCCUUGAAGGACCUUAAGGGAGGGUUUUAUGGUGAAAGGGGCUUAUCUAAGCUGUAACGCUGGAGUAUAAGAUGCCUGAUGGCUGAGAUGGGGUAGACAUGCUGUUAAAGCACUGAGCCUCCAGACAAUCCGCUCUCAUUUUCACCAUAUCAUCCUCUCUUCUUCACCUCCUUUUCCAUCUCCUGCACCUCCUUUCUACCCCAGCUACUAUUCAGCAUGGGAGUCAAUUACAGCUUUGAAGAGGUUGAACUGAUCCAAACCAAGGACAACAACACGAGACACCACAAGCAUCCCUGCUGUCUGGUAGUGGAGAAAUACGAGCUAGCUGUGCUGUGCUGCUGUGCUGCCAUAAACUGGGGGAUCAUCACAGGGAACGAUUCAGUAAAGCCUCGAUGGAGCGUGUGCAGCUCAGAGGAGGGUAACCGCUCUGAGGGCGAGGAGCCUGAGGACAUACUUCCUGUUCUCCGAAACCACAGCCAGCUCCUCAACGACCAACACAUCGAGAGUCUAGCCAAUCACAUACCAGCAAGGACACAGGGGUAUCCAUGGAACCUGGUCUACAGCACAGCCAUUCAUGGCACCAGCCUGAAGACUCUGUACAGGCAAAUGGCCCACAUCGACAGUCCUGUGCUUCUGGUCAUCAAAGACAUGGAAAAAAAGGUGUUUGGUGCCUUCUCCUCCCAUCCCUUCAGAGUGAGUGACUGUUGCUACGGAACAGGAGAGACUUUUGUCUACAGCUUCGACCCUGCAUUUAAGGCCUACAGGUGGAGUGGUGAGAACUCUUACUUCAUCAGGGGCCAUAUGGACUCUCUACAGAUUGGUGGAGGAGGGGGGCUUUUUGGCCUGUGGCUGGAUGCUGAUCUGUACUACGGUGCCAGCUUCCCAUGUCACACCUUCAACAACCAGCCCCUGUCCACCCAGCAAGACUUCACAGUGCAGGACCUGGAGGUCUGGACUGUCCAGUAAACAGAGCGAGACGCUGAGAGACUCAGAAGCGGAAAAGAGAGAGAGAAAAAAGCUAGAGCCAUGUCUAUCUAUGGUUUACAACAUCGCUUUACUUGUGUUCAGUGAGGUUUAGCCUGUGUUCAAGCUGUUAAAGUACAGUAAGCUUAAUAUAGUAAGCUUGGUUUGUCCAAUGACCUUAUAUAUGAAUGGACAACGUUAUCGAUCACGUGACACCAGUCAUUCCUAUGUGAAAACUCAAUAGUGCAUUUGAAGCCAAGGAAGUCCAUUAAGAUGGCGUCUCAUGUGGGAGAUUUACAUAGGCAUUACAUGCUAGUUUGAGCUACUCCAGGAUGUGACGUUGCAGGCUAGCUCAGUGCUGCCCCCUCUCAUUGAGUAUUUCAUGUUAAAGGCAGAAUGAGGCAUGCUGCCAUUAGCUACUAAAUUAUGACAGUAACUUAUUCUGUGUGCGAUUUUAAAAUAAUUGGUUCAAGCACAUACAUCUGGGGUAUAAGACAUUUUUGUUUUUAUUUGUUAUUAUAUUUAUACGAAGAUUGCCAUCUUCCCAUUCACUGUUCUGGGGAUCCUGUGUUUGGCAAAUAAUGCCUGCAGUACUGUGGUUGGCCUUGAAUGAGAGGGGGCAGUCAUUCACCGCUGGGGUUGUCACGUGUGAAACCUGGUCUAGUGACUUUUAGGCUGGUUUUACCUGUGUUUUACCAGCGCGUAACCUAUUAUACCAGCAUUAACUCAGGUUGUAUCUGUGUUUUGCCUGGUUAACUGAGGACUGUAUGGUGAGAGAUAGACAGGCUGUUUUACAGUGUCCUACUGUUUGCUGCUCAAUACCUGCUACUGAACAAGCUCUGUCCAAUACGAGCAUUACAACUGGUUCUAGACAUCUAAGCUGUAAACCCUCCAUCAAUCCUUUGUUAUGGACAGCAUUUACAAACCAAAGCCCAUUUUAAAGUAAUAUCCUAUUUUCAUUACAAUUUCCUCAUAAGCUUUAAACUUUAUAGAGGCUAAGAUGAACACACUACUGUACUACCCAACUAUUUUGUAUUUAUUUAUGUGUCUGUGUUACAAGGGUACAACAUCAGAUGCCCCGUAGGGAUCCCUCACACACACAACACUCAGGUCUAGAAACAGCCACGGCAGAGUACUGUCUCUUAGAGCUGCUAAAAGUGGCCUCUAAUGGUUUGUACUAAAGGUAUGGGUUUAAAUCCAUGUUAAAUGUUUUCUUACAUUUCUAAAAGAGAAUAAUGAAAUUUGUUUAAAAGAAAGAAACAGGAUAUAAGAUGGACCAAUUGUUUUAGUUUGGCAUCUUUUUCACAUUCCUUUGAUGUUUUUUUAUAUUUGCUAUAAAAAAUAUAUGUAUAUAUAUAUUUAAAGAAAUGUUAUCCAGGGAAGUAUUGUGUUUUGUUUUUCUGUAUGUGUGCUGUACAGUGCUGGCACUGUUAAUGGCUCCUUAUUAAAAUUCUGCAUUUCCAGGUGACAAAAAAUGUGCUUUAAACUUGUGUGAUUAUGUGACUGAUUGUUUUCAGAUCAAUAAGCAUCAUUGCCUGGAAUAGUACUACUAAUAUUCAUCUCAUCAACAACAAUAUAAAAGCAAGAUUCAUGAUAACAAAAGGACAUAUGACAUGUUUUAGAUUUACCCAGUAUUUUGAAUUAUCAUGCCAGAUGCCCAGUCAUUUCUGUAUGUUGAAAUUAAGCUAGCAAUAGGUAGCCUAAGGCCACAUCAGUAAUCACUCAUUGUAUGAUUGGUUUUGAAAGAAAUUAUAAAAUGUCACAGCAUUCAUUUACAUGUUGCUGUACUGUCAAAGAAAGUAUGUUUGCUUAAUGAAAAUGACACCUGCAAUCUCAAAAGCAAGGCCUACAUAGGAUGCAGCCUAAUGUACUUUCACAACAGCUAAUGGGGAUCCUAAUAAAAUACAAAAUACCUAA
Messenger RNA from Oncorhynchus keta (chum salmon), 3217 nucleotides. Its product is annotated as nuclear receptor coactivator 7-like. The transcript is spliced from 7 exons. The record is from RefSeq and is a predicted model, not a curated record. Gene Ontology annotation, biological process: response to oxidative stress; regulation of transcription by RNA polymerase II. Gene Ontology annotation, cellular component: nucleus. Lineage: Eukaryota; Metazoa; Chordata; Actinopteri; Salmoniformes; Salmonidae. The coding region runs from base 554 to 1303 and encodes 249 amino acids.